Molecule: messenger RNA, 1713 nt
Organism: Mytilus trossulus (common blue mussel)
Lineage: Eukaryota; Metazoa; Mollusca; Bivalvia; Mytilida; Mytilidae
Exons: 2
Coding region: 31-1713 (560 amino acids)
Biological process (GO): protein monoubiquitination
Molecular function (GO): zinc ion binding; ubiquitin protein ligase activity
Source: RefSeq, a predicted model, not a curated record
UGAUAUGACAAAUUCCUUAAUUAAGAGGUAAUGUCAUCCAGUAAACCUAUACUAUGUGGACCUUGUCAUAAAGGGGAAGUAACCACUAAAGCUGACAUCUGGUGUUAUAACUGUGACGAAGGAUUAUGCUCAACAUGUUUAAAGCAUCACAAAAGAUCCAAAGGAACAUGUGAUCAUAAAACCAUUGAUAUCAAAAGUUAUAAACCAUCCAUCCAGACCAUCAAAACAGAAUGUGACAAACACGGUCAACAGCUUAACUUGUACUGUCCCAGUCAUUUAAUGCCUUGCUGUGAUGAAUGCAUUUCCACUAGCCAUUCAAAAUGUACCGGAAUAAAAAGUUUAGCAGGUGUCGUGGAUAAAACAAAGAUUGAAAAAUCAAAGGAAUCUGUAGAGACAGACAUACAUUAUAUAUUAAAAGUAUUGGAAACAAUAAUCAACAACAAAUCCAAAAACAUCAAAACUGGAGAAAAUCAGUGUGUUAGCAUAAAAAAGUCAGUGAAAGGAAUUAGACAGGAAAUAAAUAAACAUUUAGAUCACUUAGAGAAGAAGUUAUGCCAAGAAACAGAUACCACUUGGAAUCAGGAAAAAUCAAAAGCAACUGAUUUCAUUUCUGAAAUUGAAGCGAAAUCAAAAAGCUUGAGGGAAAUGAAAGAACAUUUACAAACAGUCAUAACAAAUACUUCUAAGCUCCAAUCCUUUCUUGGUGUACAUCAGAUUGAUCAACAAGUACACCAAUGUCACAGAUAUGUCGAAGAUCUGGAUGAUGAUGUUAGGACCAAAGAAUUUGACAUCAAAAUGAAGCAAAAUAAUGAAAUAGAAAAAAUACUAAGUAAAUUAGGAUCAUUAAAAUCCUUAGGAGAAGUAACAGUUAGAAAGACAGAAGUAGCCAUGAAUAUAGACACUAGUGUGAAGAAAGAAGCACAAGUAGAAUUACAAGAACAAUCCAACAUAAACAACAUGACCAUGAAUAUAGAGACAAAGAUAGAGAUCAACAUGAAGAAGUCAAUAAGUGACAUGAUUUGUCUGAUGGAUGGAAGAGUUAUAGUAGUGGAACAGCUUGGUAAAGUUAGUCUACUUACUUUUGAUGGCAAACUACAGAAACAAUUACCCAUACCUGAUGUUGCCUGGAGUGUUACACAGAUCAAUCAGAACACUAUUGCCAUAACUUAUCCUUAUGAGGCAGCCAUUAAGAUCUUCAAUACGGAGAAGGAAAUGGUUACCAAAGUCAUCACAUUAGACAGAGCAUGCUGGGGAUUAUCAUUCUCCAAUAAUUCUCUGGCUGUAGGUUUGAGUACUGAUAAAAUCCGUAUCAUAGACUUGGAAGGAAAUACACUGAAGUCAAUACAAGUUGAGAGUGAAUCAGACCUGGAGUACCUUGUUUACUGUAAUGACAGAGUAAUCUAUAGUGACUAUGAAGGUAAAGCAGUAUACUGUUAUGAUGGAUCAGGUAAACAGAUCUGGCAAUAUACACAGGAUUUAUCGGGACCAAUGGGACUUUGUAUAGAUAUCUAUGGUAACAUUAUUGUAGCAGACGUUGGCUCAUAUAGAAUAAUAGUAAUAUCAAAAGAUGGACAGAAUAGUACAAUACUGAUAAGUGAAAAGGAUGGGCUGGAGGAUCCUGGGUGUAUUUGUUUUAAACAUAAUGAGUCUUCAGGUUUUAUUUGUGAACACUAUAACAAGUACUUGAAAAAAAUUAAUUUAUCAUAUCGAUAA